UCGGCGGAGGUGGGUGUGUGUUGGGGAGCCCGGGGCUGGCCGCAGUCACCCCGCGGCGGCUCAGCCCAGCCCAGCCCAGCCCCGGCAGGAGACGCCUGUAGCUGGCCAGGUAGCGCCUGGGGCUUUGGGGCGCAGACCCAGAUCAAAUGCAGCCCAAGCCACUCCCGACCGAAGCUGGGGGGCAGCGAGAUGACCCAGUUCUCGGAAAGCCCACUCGCCAAUAAGCAGUCUCUUUUUUGCAAAGAACGGUGGCGAAUUUCAGGAACAUGUCCAGGCCUGAAAGGAGAAGCGGACGUAGGCAGCGUCUCUAUACUUAUAACUGCACGUAAACACGCUACAUGCACACGCAUGUGUAUGUGCCCGAGCAUGGCUGCGGUCGGGCACAGAGCUCUCUCGACACCACUGACUCGCUGGUCAGAGAACAAGGCUCGGGCAUUUCGUGCCUGCGAAAUGGUGCGGUUUAUCUUUAAGGAGGCCAGAAAAAUAAGCGAUGAGGCUCACGUUGCACGGAUGACAUCACUAGCUUUUGGCUGCGCGCUCCGUGUUCUCGUCUGUGGGUUUUAGCCAAGGCUGCAGCGCCCGGCGCCCGAGCGAGCGAGCGAGCGCGCGCGGUAGCGGCUUCCUCCGGCGCCCGCACCCGGGCGGUGAGAUUUCUGGAGCCUCCCCCCGGGCGCAGGCCGGGCUCUCGCUCUUCCCAGAAAGCGGCCGAGCCCGCGAGGCCUUGGGGCCGCGGCGGCGGGGAGGAGAAGGAAGCGGGGCCACCCAGCCUCCCUCCCCCACUCUCGCCCCGUUCGCCUCGGCGACCACCGCGCGCCGGGCGCCGGACCGUGGGACGCCGGGGCCGGCACGAGAUUCUCCGCACGCUGCAGACCGAGCCGGCGUCUCGGCGCCCGGGUGUGCUGCGAAGACCCUGGUGCAGUCCGAGAGCGGCUGACCCUAGCUGGGCAGGGCAGAGCCGGCGCAGGUGGCGGGAGCAGGGGGCGGGUUGUUCUGCGGGGCCCGGGCUCCCUCUCAGCGUCUGCAGCGUUUUCUUUGCACCUGGGCCGAACGCUCCCGGGGCGGCGGGCGGCGGAGGCGGGUCUGGAGCCUGCGGAGAGGACCCUCGUGGAGCCAGACGGCGCUAGAGAGAGCGGCAGGACGCGGGGGGCCCUGGCUGCGUGGCCGGCGGCGCGCGGCGACGGCGCGCCCUGUCCAUGGUGUUGAAGGCGCGGUGCCCCGAGCGCCCCGCGCCGCGCGCCCUGCCGGGUGCGCCUCCCUCGGCGCAGCCCGCCCCUCGCACGCGCCAGCUGCGGCCCAUUCUCCGCAGACCUCCGGCCGGGACUGAAUCCCGUAGCGCCUCCCGGGUGAGCGCGCCGCCGGCCCGCGGGGCCGCCUGAAUGGGGCGCCCAGCAGCAGGCGGCCGGGGAGAGCCCAGGGAAAGGUCGGCGGCGGCCGUGCGGCCGGGGGGAGCCCUCCUCUGAGCGCAGCGCGUGGGCCGGACGGAGCGAGGGACCUGCCGGUCGCCCGAGGACGCGGACUGCUUAGAAGAUCCGGCCCUGGGAGGAAGAACGUUUCUGGGUGCGCGUCCCUGGCCUCCACUCGCAGACCGGACGGCGGGGAGCCCCUGAGCGGGCGACGCAGGCGGGACUCGGGGCAGCCGGCCCCGGCAUCCGCGGGCACCCUCGCCAGCCCCCUGCAUCCGGGCGGCUUCAGGUCGCCCUGCCGUCGAGCGGCGCGGCGAGCCAGGAGAGACGGUGCAGUCGCCGCCGCGCACAAAGAAACCCCCGCAAGCCCCGCCGCAGCCCAGGGCGCCUGGUGUUUAGUUUCCGGCCGCAGGCAGCGGCGCCCGGAUCGGGGCGGGGAGGGGGCGGGAGCCGGCUGGGUAGCCUUGGCCGCCGCCCGCCGGAGGCUGCACCUGCCUCGGAGGAUGCCCAGGAGCCCGCCGGGGCCUCCGCGGGUCAGAACUUCGUAGGCCGCCCGCGCGCAUCCCCGCACGGGUAGGCGGGGGCCGAGGGGGCGCCGCGGCGCGAGUGCCCCCGCCGUCCCCACCCCCCAGCUCGGCCGCCCGCCCGCCGCUUUGUUCGGGCGCGCCGAGGGAAGGCGAGCUGCGGCGGAGCAUGCCCAUGGUGUAGCGGCCGAGCGGAGGCAUGGCUGCCGGAAGGUUGCUGCUCUACACGGGCCUCUCGCUAGCGCUCUGCGCCCUCGGCAUGCUGGCCGUGGCCAUCUGCUCCGACCACUGGUACGAGACGGACGCCAGGAAGCACAGGGACAGGUGCAAGGCCUUCAACACCCGCCGGGUCGACCCUGGCUUCAUCUACAACAACAACAACAACUUGCCGCUCCGCGCGAGCCGCUCGCGGCUGGACCGCUGGGAGGGCAAGCUCCUGCGGGCCCGGAACCGCCGGCAGCUCUUCGCCAUGAGCCCCGCGGACGAGUGCAGCCGGCAGUACAACUCCACCAACAUGGGCCUCUGGAGGAAGUGCCACCGGCCGGGCUUCGACCCCGAGAUCGCCGCGCUCAUCCGGAAAGGAGAAAUUGAGAGAUGCACUUACAUCAAAUACCACUACUCCUCAGCAACCAUCCCCAGGAACCUCACUUUCAACAUCACGAAGACCAUCCGUCAGGACGAGUGGCACGCCCUGCACCUGCGCAGAAUGACGGCCGGCUUCAUGGGCAUGGCGGUGGCCAUCAUCCUGUUCGGCUGGAUCAUCGGCGUGCUGGGCUGCUGCUGGGACAGAGGCCUUAUGCAGUAUGUCGCGGGGCUCCUCUUCCUCAUGGGAGGAACCUUCUGUAUCAUUUCACUGUGCACCUGUGUGGCUGGGAUCAACUUCGAGCUGUCACGCUAUCCACGCUACCUGUAUGGACUCCCCGAUGACAUCAGCCACGGCUACGGAUGGUCCAUGUUCUGUGCGUGGGGGGGCCUGGGGCUCACUCUCAUCUCGGGAUUCUUCUGUACCUUGGCCCCUUCUGUCCAACCUGUCCCGAGGACCAACUGCCCUAAAUCCAGACCCGAGAACGGGACAGUGUGCUAAGAGACAAACCCACACAUACACACACACACACACACACACUCACACAUAUAUAUAAAUAUAUAUAUAAUAUACAUAUAUAAAACGAGACUCAAUCAACAUGAUGCCAGUGCCAAGGUAGACUUGAGUUGGCUUAGGCACCCGCGUCUCGCUGGACUGUGUGUUGCCUCAUCACCGAGUUGGGGAAAGCGCUCCCAUUCCGUGGCUCUUCCAUCCAUUCUUGACUUUGGGCUCCAUGGUUUCCCGAAGACAGAGCGAACACCGCACUUGUGAUAGAAUCCAGGUCCCUGUCAGCCUCAAGGACGGGUGCUGAGCUGGACGGGACAGUGGCCGUGGUCUGAAGCCACCCACAUGGGCCAGCAGGCGCGGACACCGCCCCACCCACCCAUCACAUCCCAGGAAGCAAGGUCCUUAGUUCCUAGAACACACCCACGUCUCCGAGGCCCUUUUCAGCGCCGUGUCUCCUCCUGCUCUUCUUGUUCCGAAUUCCUUCCUGGCCCACCAGCGACACACAAGGAGCAGAAGAGAGAACACACCGAGAAGAAGUUUUCUCUUUGCUGCCGAACUUUUGCACAGUUUUAGAGGUGGGACGGGGAGAGGCUGUGCCGAGAGGCGAGGUCUGCAUCGAUGAACGAUCACUGCGCUGAUGCUCAGAGAACCCGGUCUUACCUCCCACUGCCUUACACCCAGUAACGCAAGCGGCCCCCUCGCCCUAGCCCACCUGCACUCCGGGCAGCUCGGAGCCGUGGAGUAGUGCUGUGAUGUGCGUGCAUGUGCGUGUGCGUGUGUGUGUGUGUGUGUGUGUGUACUUCGAGUGGCCUCCUCUUCUUCCUUUCCACCUUUGACAUGGAGGUCUUGCAUUGUGACUGCUGUGGUUUCAUGGCCCCAGAUGGAGGCCCAGGGCCCUAGGAAGUGUGAGGGCCAGGUCUCUCUGGGUGCCAGUUCUACAGCUACAGCUCCCUGGAGAGUUGUAUGUGUGUGUGUGUGUGCAUGAAUGUUUCCUGAGUGUGAGGUUGUAUUGUUUGUGUUAGAUUUUUUUUUCUGUUAUUUUGGAACAGCUGAAAUUCCCAGAGGGCCGAACCAAGAACAAAAUCACUGGGCCCGAGGCCCGCGUGGUUCUUCACGUUGCAGCUCUGGGACUCCGCAGGACUUAGUCUUCUGAUUCCGGAAGUUCAAGAUGUGGCUAGGCACAAAGGCCGCGGGAGAAGAGGGAGCUCACGGCUCAGGGGGGAGAAGGAAUGUUGCCUCUGGCUGCUGCCGCCGAGUGUGUCAACCAGAAGCGACCUCACUCCCUGGCCUGGGCGCUGUCCCUUGUCACUGGACAUCCACCCCUUUCCCGGGGUGACAUCUGUACAGAUGAAAGGAAAUGGGUCAGGUGCUGAGAGAGCACCGUCACCCCCCGCCCCCAGCUCCAGCUUGUAUGUCAUGUACAUUCACGGAGAACCCUCGACUCUUCCCAUCCUUCCCCCCGCCCCGUCCUCUUGAUAUUCAAGGCCAUGAAUCCCAAAAUAGCCGUCUCAGUGGCUGCACCCAAACAGAGGUGGAACAAAUCCAUUCCAGUGUCUCAGGCUCAUUGGAGCAAAUUGGCACUGCAGGUGUCGGUGAGCGAAGAUGUUAGCCAGAGAGUUGUCAUCGCGCUGGGGGCAGGAGGCUGCCGGAGUGGGCAGGGGCAACUUAUGGCCACCUCAGGGACCCUGCUGGUGCUGAACAGCCCUGGAGAGGCAGGGAGAGAGUCUCGGAGCUGGUGUAGCCACGGCCAGCGUGCAGCAGAGAAUUCAGUCGUCGCUCCGUGAAGUACGCUGUGUGAACCUUGCCUACCGCUCAGCAGCCUUCCUCCCCUCUGUGUCCUCUGUUGCAUUUACCUGCUUCCAAGCUAUCCACCUACCAACCUCCUCCACCUCUCACUUCCAGCCACUCACCUUCCCUCUCUUCCACCCACCAGGCUAUGAGUCCUGCCUGUGCCCGCGUCUGCUCCUCUCAUGAGGCGUGUGUGAGCCGCACCUGGAGGUGCCACUAGUGUGCAUGAAUGGGUUGGAUUGUGGGUCUCUGUACAUGCGCACCUCCGGGUGCGUUUUGUGGAUGUUUGUGCUGGUAUGCACCUGCACGCAGGUGUGUGUGCACUGCUCAAGACUUGCUUCCCGGGGACUCAGCUUCUGCAGAAGCCUCGUGUGUGAGUGUCCUGCGUAGGGUGUGCUGGGGGACAGGCGUGAGAUGCACAGCAGGAAGUGGGCUAGCUUCCAGGAGGGGCUGAGGAUUAUCUUUAAAACAUAACGGAUUUAGUUUACAAGGAGGGACGUGAUUUUCAGGAAACCCUGGGUUCCGUAUUGGGAGUUUAAUUUUCAUUUUCCUUGAAAAGUUAGAUUUCUCCCUUCAAGGGAAGGGCACACCUGGGCUGGAGGAAAAGUGCAGUUUCUCAGAUUGAGAGGCCCUGUGACUUCCUUCCAAGUGUCUUGGGUGGGCUCUGCCACGGCAGGGCGAGGCUGGGGUCUCUCGCAUCUGUUGGAGGCAGAGGGCUUGUCUGUGGCCAGACCCAAAUGCCAGCAGGUUGCUGGGAAGCUGCAGGGGAUUCGAAGUGGGAAGUUCGCUUUCAGCCAUGUCAACGUUUCUUAACCACAUUUGAAGACACUGGCCCACAGGCCUGUCAUGCCGUGUGUCCUCUCUUUCUUGGCGCCUACUCGCCGUCAGUACAUCAUCCGCUCCAUCCAAUCACUUCUCUUCGUGACAGAGCGUUAGCAACACUUGCUGCCGCCCUUUGAAACCUUGGGCAUCCCUGAAACGUUAGGAGGACUCCCAGGGAAGAAGCAAACCUCCCUGGGCUCAACUCACCAUCCGCAGUGCAGGGGCUUUGAACGGCUCUGUGGGAGGGAGGACCAGACAUGUCUGGAUACGCAUACUCUAGAGUCCUAUCCUGCCUGGAGGAGAAAAAAAAAAAAAACACCCAGCCGCUGGCCAGGAGGGGGCGCUGUACAGAUGGCAGGUCCUGGCCAGGAGAAGAACCGCCCAGGUGGCCUUGGCCCUGCAAACACAGGGACAUGACCACGGAGUUAGCAUGCCACUCCAAGCAGUUAGGGCAGCUUUCUGGUGGUUGAGUAGCUGAGGAAGAAGUGGAGAAGGUAGAGGGGGCCUGCACUUCAGAGGCUCAUUUGGUCGGACUCUGCUACUCCAAAUCAAAGUAGAACCCAACCUGCCAAGGGGAUGAAGGGUCAGUGGCUGCACUAAAGCGCCCAGGUCAAGUUCAAGUUCCUUACCUCUGUGCACAUAAGGCAUAUGACCAUGGGUGUAUGUGCGUGGAGCUCCUCGUGAGUCAAGGCCCAUUUCAGCUUUUACUUCCUUCCCUACCUUCCUAUACAGGGACUCGGGAAACUGGGCUGCCUGCUGCACCGUGGUUCCGUGUCUUUCUCUGCUCCUUUUUGGAGUUUGAGUUUCUUAUAUAUCCUUUUCCUCUCUCUCUCUCUCUCUCUCUCUCUCUCUCUCUCUCUCUGCAUCAGCUUCCGUUAAUUAACAUAGUGAAGUGAUUAAUCUCUAGAGAGGCUCACAGACUCCAGGAAGCCCCCUCUUCUGUUUGUUGUGGCUGUAGGUUUCACAAGGAGGUCUGUGGCUUGCUGGCAUCAAAACACAAAAAUAAAAAACUGUGCCUGUUCCAGCUUCAACCCUCCUAACAAGCCUUAGCCUUUCAACAGCUCUCUCCUCUCAACUUCAGGGAUCACGAAGUCACAAACUUUGGACAGCUCCACCAAGUCAAGGCCAAGCCUCCUUUGCUGUCGUAUCCCUAUGCAUCCCCGGGGUCCUGGUGCCGUGCAGGUCCGUGAGGGUGAGUGACUGCACCCAGCAGUGCUUGCCUUGCCUUUGAGGAGAGAUGACCCCGAGACUGAGCCCUCUGUCUCUGCCCGUGUGCCCGACACUGCGGCACCACGUGUAGCUGUCCUGAUUUGGUCUGGGACUGUGCUACUUAGUGUCUGAGGCUACCCACCAGCGUCAAGUUCAGAGAAAUCAAAUCCGUAAACCAGAGGCACGCAGAGUUGACUCUCCCCACCCAGCUCACCGAGGGUGCUAAUUAACUGGUUUCCAGGUGCCCUGGAUAGAGAGCAGAAGACGCACACUGUGGCUGUCUUCUGCUGUGGUCUGCCUGGGAUACUUGGUUGAUCCUUGGAAGUAAAGGGAAACUGCUCCAGGACUAAUCGUCCAGGCCCCUUCCAGGGAAAUCGGAAGACAGACGGGGCACUGGGUGCAUCCCGCCCCGCCGGCUUCGGUGCUGCCUUCCUGCUGGCAUUCGCUAGAGUAAGUGGACAUUGGAGUCGGUGCGCACCGAUGAUCCUGGGGUCUCAGGGCAGUCAGCUUUGGGGCUGCAUUUGCCGUCUCUCCGUGGAUGCCACCAUCGUAUAAAAUGUGUCUUAAAAAUAAUUUCUAGUGCUUGGGAUAUAUUUAUUCUCGGCUAAUGGGUUUCUCCCCUAAUACAAACCCAUUGCAGAACAUGAGAAAAAUAAAACACGAAAAUUACUAAACACCAAUUGGACAUUCCGGCAUUCCAAGGCCACUACGAUGCACCCCAUCGAAAUGGUCGUAGCCACCAAACUUUCCCAGUGACUCUGCCGUCUCUGGGCGAACACCUGGCCACAGAGCCAUGUUGCUAAGCAUUGGAUUGAUUCUGUAUCCAUGAAGGCAGGAGCACAGGACUCUGGGCCUCAGAGACAGCAAGGAGGCCUUUGAAAGCUCAAUGCCACAGCUUUAGGGGCUUGUGGAGCAAAGGUGCAGGAUUCCUAUUUGGGGUGAGGGUUCUCUCUCUCUCUCUCUUCCUUCUACUUUAUUUUUCAGGUGCCAUCUCAAUCUAACCGUGGUUGUAAGCGCACUGGAGCCCGAGUAGCUCACUGACUAAGCUGCACUUGUAUAGCACCGUUACUGUAAAUGUCAUUUCCUCUCUGCACUAAAAUGAUUUGCGACUCUGGGCACUGUGUCUUCUCCAUACUUGAACUUCCUCAUCCACAAAAUGAGGACAGUGAUAACACUUUACCUCAUGGUAUAUUAAGGGUGACAAAGAAAUUGCAAAGUGAUUUGCAAACAUACGAAGUAUCAUAUGAAUUAUGCACUGCUCAGAUUACACUGCAGCAGCAAGGCCCCCACUGGAUGGAAUCCUUCCAGCUCGUCUCUGUGCCUUGCUGCGGAAAGAAUAAUCCAGAGAGAGAGAGAGCGAGCGAGCAAGCGAGCAGUUGCCCUGGCUGCUGGACAGGACAGUACCCAUCCAGCUGAGGCACGGGGGAUUCUGUUCUGCAUUCCGGUCCCCCAGAGAAGCGGGCUCCUUCUUUGCUUUACUGUUCCCCGGUUUCUUUCUUUUUGUCCAAAGCCCAUUUUUGAUUAUUCCAAGUGAUGACGGAAUGAAUAAACCAAAUGGAGCAAAUAGCAUAGAUGAGCUACAGCAGUUAACCGAGGUGCAUGGUCAAAGCCUUAAAAAGAGCCUCCUCUCCUUAGUUCUAGGUCUAUGUGCUCGAGUGGGGAAAGGCAUCGUGAGCUUUCGACUGUAAGAUGAGGACAUCUUCGAAGGAGCUGGGCAUGACUUUCCUCUUGUCGGUUGGGGAAGCCAGUGCAUCCAUCCUCAAAUGCUUAUGGGUUCCUUUGGAAGCUCUUUGGAUAGUCCACUCACCAGGCUGUGUUCUGCAUAAGAUGUAGCUGGGAUAACUGACUCCCAGGUUCUAAACGAGAAGACAAGGCACUUCUGAAAGGGUCUCCACACUUUGGUUUGCUGUGGAGCAGGUUUCAAUGCCGUGGAGAGACUUUCUCCUCGGGAAAGCUGAGUCAUCGCUCUAGGUCUAGCUAGAGCCCAGCCAGUAACGGCAGAGCCACCCAAUGGCAGCAGGUGUUUGUUCAGUCUUGAGAAACUCACUACUGGGCCCAAGCAAGGGAGCUGCACCCUUCGGCAGGACGGGCCUUGGCAAAUACAGCAGCUCCUGCUCUUCAUUCCCAAGGACUGGGCUUUGCCCAGAAGGAGCUCUGUGCCCCUGCAUCCCCUCCCCGCUCUAGAUAAGCUCUCCUUCCCUUUCUAGUCUGUGUGUACCAGUGUGUCUGGUGUGAGUGCGAUAAAGCCGUCCCCAUAGAGAUUUCCAGGAACUCCUUUGCAUACUCCUCCCCCAUUUCCACCCAUGGUGUGACUGUUUUGCUAUUCAAGACUAUCUGUAAAAAUGUACAAAUAAAAGUGGAAACUGAAAACAAAGGGGAGGGAUGUUGACUCGAACGCAACGAGGUAGCCCUCAGUUUUCUGAGGACUUAUGUGGACUGCCCUAAAAUCCCGACUCUGGCUGGGAUUUGAAGGGAGGGAAGCCAUGGGCACAGGAGACUUUUCUGAUGGUUUCUCCGACAGUCAUUCGUGUCUGCUUAGAACUCUCUGUUCUGAAAGUUUUUUGCCUUUAAAGUGAAAUUCAGUUCCCCCAAAGUAAAAGCAAAUCAUCAAAGUUGAAGGUGAAGGCCAUGAGAAAGUUCAGCACAAAGACCCGCCCCAGGGCCUUUGUUCCUGGCUCACGGGGCCGUGGGCGACUCUGUUACCUCACCCCGUCUCUGCGUCCUCUCAGCCAAACAGGGGCCGGGGGCUCCUGGGGCACCCAGCCUCCUUGUCCAUGCUGCUGCUAUCUUUAGGGAGGCGUGGAGCCCCUGGUGUGUGCGUCCCUCCCUGGGUCCAUCAGAAGAGCUGUUCUCCCUGUACCCUUGCCCUGUGCUUUCGCUGCUCAGAAAGUAACCUCACACUAAGCGCCAGUGUGUGCUUGGAGUCCAAAGCCUUUUCCCUACCUUUCGUUCUCAGACUGCUUCUCCCGCGCACUUUGACGACCUGAUGUUGCUAAGUGUACCGACAGAGCUGCGCUGCGUUGGGCUGGGUGGAACGGGCAUCGAGAGAUGAUGCGUGGAAACUGCUUUGAGAUCUGUGACACGCUCUACAAGCAUGGCUUAUAGGGUCAGAGGCAGGGAGCUGCACGGGGGCGAUCCCAAACAAGAAUGCAGCAGGCAGCAGUGGGCGUGGGCGGGAGAGGAGGGGUAGAAGAUAAAGGUACCUCGUGGAAGGAGAGAUGGCAGAAUCCUCAGCGUGGCGGCAGAGAAGGAUCCAAAGGCAGUGACCUUCAGGUCAGAGAGCGGACGAGGGAGGGACCGGGCUCCCGCAGCACACAGAGCCGCCCCCACCCCCAGCACUGGGAGGUCCCGCCACCCCAGAGGCGGGUGCCCACCAAGCUUGUCCUGGCCCCAGCUCCCCUCCGCCCCACAGUUACAGGCACCUUAGGCCUGAGCCCUCUCUGAUUGCCCAGCUCCAGGAAGGAGAUUCGGACCAACACCGUCCAAUCGAAGUGCGGUGUAGGCCACACGUGCAAUUCAGGCCACACGUGCAAUUCGACGUAUCCCUGUGGCCACAUUUUUUAAAGAGUCCAAAGAAAUGUGAAGUUAAUUUUCAGGCUAUGUUUUAACCCGACGUAUCAAGAAUAUUAUCACUUCCACAUGGAAUCUGUAUAGAAAAUUGCUGACAAAUUUUACCAUAUUCUUUUCUCAAAUGAAGUCUUCAAAAUCCAAUGUCAGUUCUACUCUUGGCAAACACCUCACUUUGGACCAACCCUAUACAUGCAGGGCUCAAGUGCCACGCGUGGCCGCUGGCUGCUGCGUGGGACACUGCAGAUCUGGGCUUCUCUUAGGAGGCUGCGUGGGCUGCUCCUCCAGUGAGUCCUGGCCGGCCGUAGAUCUGCACGUGGCUGCGCGAGGCAGGAGGCUGUGCUGGCCCCGAGCAGGAAGCACAGAGCUAGGUCCAGGUGGCCGGCUCCACCUCCGCAAGUUCUGCUUCACUUGCUUAGUGAACGACGAUGCCCACUGACGUGAGCCACGUGUCACAGCUGCCCCGGAGAGCAUCAGAGCUGCUACUGGGCGUGGCCCUGAUGACCUGCCGUGGUCCUAGCCGUCAACGCAGAUGGCCUUGGUUAGCUAGGGAGCAUCCGCCGCUGCCCGCCCUUGUCCAGACACCCUUAAUCUUACAGUGGGGAGGGAGCACGCAGGCCUUCCCUUUGUUGAGAGUAAAGAUCUCCACUCUCUUGUCAUCCGGUCCACUCACCUGCCAAGAUGCUGUCACCAAUAUUUGGAGCUGUUUCCUCCAUCCCUUAAUUUCCGAAAAUUUUUAGCUCGAAGUCAGAUGCUAAAAGGGAGGUGCCCUGGGAAGAGCAGUGGCCACAGGCAGGCUGGAUCCCCCAGGAGGCAGCGGUGACAAGUUCUGUCCUUCCACAGGGUCUCGGGCCACCCCAGCCUACCUCUGCUCCCUGCCUGGAGACCUUCCUUAGGUUUGAAGGAAACUCCUUGGUCCAGGAAAGAGACGAGUAGCAAGGUCUUAGUGCACGGAACAGAAUAAGAUGCAAGCAGCCAACCCCUGGGCGUUCUCAAAGCAUUUCAAAGAGCCAGUGUGACAAGGCUUGACUCAGUUACAACAGAGCGUUCUGAGCCCUGUGUUGCAAGGGAAAGACAAUGAGUUGAUUUGGUGAGUAUGUUUUAUAUAUGGUCAUUAGACAGGGACCAUCGCCAACAAAGCUCUCCAACACCUGGAGUGUUUACGGUCCAGCAGUCAUCGCUCAGUCGAUCCAGAUUCAUGUACCUUUCCUUUAACUUGCAUCGUGCUUUCUGAUCGGUUAGACGAGGAGUGGUGUGUGCUGCAGGAUUCUAACAAGCCUCUCCCCUUGGAGGUAACAAUUCCUGUGGUUAUUGGUGCUAAAAUAAGAUUAAAUAUCCUGUUAAUUCGUUCUGAUAUGAUGUGAAUAAAUGUGUUGUUUAAUCUUAACGAGAAUGCUACAUCUUAUCAGAUCUAUUGUACUGUCUGUUCCUUCUCAUAAUUAAUUAAUUACAGGAAAGGUGAUCCCACCCACAUCUGGAAAGUGCGUGACAUUCUGAGGGGUGACUCCAGCGGGAGUGGGAGGGGACGAAAGGGGAAACUGCCAGGUUCCUGCGACUCUGGAAGGACCGAGGGAGCACCGAGCAUUUGGGGACCUCACUGAAAAUGACUGCAUCUUGCAAUUUUCUUUCUCAAAUUGGCAGAAAUAUUGUAUUUCCAUCGAUCGAAGAAAAAAAAAGUGUCUGGUAAUUAAUUAAAUGACUUGUUCAUGGAAAAAAAUAAAAAUAAAUAACCUGUCAGUUGUGGAAUGUAAACUGAUUAAACAAUUAAAUAAAGAAGAUCAUGUUGUGUGUUUUA
Oryctolagus cuniculus (rabbit) is the source of this 12198-nucleotide messenger RNA. RefSeq names its product transmembrane protein 178B (gene TMEM178B). Lineage: Eukaryota; Metazoa; Chordata; Mammalia; Lagomorpha; Leporidae. The record is from RefSeq and is a predicted model, not a curated record. Gene Ontology annotation, cellular component: membrane.